Messenger RNA from Planococcus citri (citrus mealybug), 2482 nucleotides. Its product is annotated as E3 SUMO-protein ligase ZBED1-like. Gene Ontology annotation, molecular function: protein dimerization activity. The record is from RefSeq and is a predicted model, not a curated record. The coding region runs from base 203 to 2347 and encodes 714 amino acids. The transcript is spliced from 7 exons. Lineage: Eukaryota; Metazoa; Arthropoda; Insecta; Hemiptera; Pseudococcidae. Gene Ontology annotation, biological process: regulation of transcription by RNA polymerase II. Gene Ontology annotation, cellular component: nucleus.
UUUUCAAGUUUGUAAACAUGGAAUGUGAGAUUAAAAUGUUCCCAGUGAUCUAAUUUUAUUAAAAAAUUUAAAUUAUUAUUCUUUAAUUAAUAUUUCUUCGUGUUUGCAACAUUAAUCAUAGAUGCCUGCUCCCUGAACACUCGAUCUCUUCAUCGCUGUACCUGUAAAUUCGCAACAAAAGGAAGCUGUAAAAUUGACGAGAAUGCCGCGUAAAAAUCUUUCGAAAAUUCACGACUUUUACGAAUACAUUGACGGAAAAUCAAUAUGUCAAGUGACCGAUAUAGCUGGCAAUGUUUGCGAAGUAGCAGUCAAGGGACGACAUGCUGGUAAUUUGGAAAAACACGUAUUUAGAAACCACGAAUCAGUAUGGAACGAUUACUAUCAUAAUUACAAACUGCCUAUGCUGGCUAAAGAAGAAGCUUCUUACUCGACGCCGCCACCGAAACGAGCAAAAAUAGCACCAGAAUACGUUAAAGUUACAGACAAGGCUCUCGAUAACUCUAAUUUCACGUAUAGAAACGUAGAAAAAGCGUGUAUAACGAUGGCUACCGUUGAUGGUAGACCUUUAUCGUUCGUCGAAGAUAUCGGUUUCCGAAUGAUUCUGGAUCCUUUACUCGGUAUCAUGAAUAACACCGAUCGUAAAAACUACAUUAAUUUCUCGAUGAAUAAAAACAAACUGCAGAAGUUAAUCAAAGAAGAAGCCGAGAAUUUGAAAUACGCGAUAAAUAAGAAGAUAGCGAGCAGAUUGAUAUGUUUGAAAAUAGACUGCGCUUCCAUCUUCAAUAAGCAUUUUUUAUCGUUAAAUGUGUUCUUCAAAGAACCCGAUGGGUUUUGUUUGCAUACUCUGCCGCUUGUCGAAGUGCCUGAUAUAUCGAAUAGUGAUGUUAUUAAAAUGACCAUAUUAGAGAGUUUAUCGUUAUAUGGUAUACUACCAGCUCAGAUUUACGCUUUGGUCGUCGAUAGCACCGUGAACAUAGUGAGCCCCGAUGAUAUAUCGAAAGAUGAAAGUUUAGAAGAGCUGUUAUUCGACGAAUAUAGGAAACCUGCCGAUGAAUCCGAAGCUGGAGAUGCGAAUGAAUGUAAAACAGAAAGUGAUCCGAAUGCUUCUACGAAUUCGGCCAACGAUUCUGAGUUUGAUACUUUUGUCAUCGAAGUCGACUACGAAAGUGAAAGUAUAACCACUGUUAAUGAACCUGCUGCUCAAUCUCAAUCUCAAUCUAAUAACGUUCAAGAUAAAUCUGAAGAGUUCAUCAACAAAGUGGUCGAGUGCUGGGCUGAUGAAGAUAUAAGUUGUGUAGUCUGCCCAGCUCAUUUAUUCGAACUGGUGAUCAAAGAAGCGUUGAAACGUUCAAAUAUGAUCAGUUUACCGAAGAAAGUACGAGAAAUAUUGAAAAAGUACAGAACACCGGAAUUUCUACGAACGCUUUAUGUUCAUAGUAAACGAACGAUACUCCUCGAUCAUCCGGACAAAUGGAUAUCUACGUACGAUAUGUUCCAAAGAUUACUAGAAUUGAAACCGUUCUUGAAGAAAAUGUCCCAGUCCAAAGACUUAUUCAUUUCUGCCAAUCAGUGGAAGCAAAUAGACGAUUACAUCACCUCCUACGCUCCUGUACGAGCAGCGGCACAUAAAUUGCUAACUGAGAACGUAUCGUUGAGCGAAUUUUUCAAAAUUUGGACGACCUGUUUACUAAAAACCAAAAAAAUUGGAACUCCGUUAGCUGAUGUUGUAAUUCAAGUUAUGCAGCAACAUCAAGAUGCAUUUUACCAAAAUAACGUAUUCCUGUCGUGUUUAUUUUUGGAUCCUCGUUUCAAAAAUAUUAUAGAUGAGAAAUACGUACCGGAUAUUGUAGAUCACCUAGGCGAAUUGUAUUUUAAAAUAAUUUCCAUGAAAUCCGAAGAUGAAAAUUACGAUAUAGAUUUCGUUGACUUGUCAGAUUACAAAUCAGAACCAAACGUAUCGGAGAACACAACCAACAAUCGUUCUCGUAGUCCAGACGUCAACGACUUCAUUAAAUCUAUGAUUAAACCUCUCUCGGAUAACGAAAACAACGACGAAUCUAAAGAAAACAUCAAGUGUCUGCUGAAGACGUUUUUCGACUCAGAGCCUCUGCUUGGUGUUAAGGAAGAUGUACUGAAGUUCUGGAGUGAUAAGAAGUACGCUUAUCCUGAAUUGUAUAAGAUUUCACAAACUGUAUUCGGCGUUUCAUCUUCGCAUUACUCGAUUAAUAAGUUGACUUCUCAAUUGAAUUAUUUGUAUAAUCCUCAUACCAGUAUGUCGUUAGCUGCUCCUAUAGUUAAUGAUAUUUUGACCGUUCGUGUCAACAGCGAUGUGGCUAAGUUUAAGUGAUCGUUCGAAUUUCGGUUCGAUAAUUUAUUUAAUGAAUGUUUUGUAAAAACGAUGAUUUUUUCCAGUGAUUCAUUUUUAUUUCGUUUUCAUUCGUAAUUUCAUGUAUAGUGUGAAAAUAAAAGCUGCACGUUUUUA